AUGUAAAUGUGGAACCCCAGUCAGCCGUGUGUUGGAGUUCGUUGUGGCUCUCUGCGUGGUGGCCUACGGGACCUGGGAAUCUCUGUUUGGGGAGUGGAGCUGGAUGGGAGCCUCCGUCAUUAUCAUACACUGCUAUUUCAACGUGUGGCUCAGAGCCCAGACCGGCUGGAGGAGCUUCCUGCUUAGACAGGAAGCAGCCAAGAAGAUCAACUCCCUCCCCCGGGCCACGGCCAAUCAGCUGCAGCAACACAACGACGUUUGUGCCAUCUGCUUCCAGGAAAUGAGCUCAGCCGUGUUGACGUACUGCGGACAUUUCUUCCAUGGAAACUGCCUGCGUAAGUGGCUCUACGUCCAGGAGACUUGCCCCAUGUGCCACCAGGCCAUCCGCCCCACCACGCCAGAAGACUUCCAGGCUGCUCCGACGCCCUCUAGAGGUACUGGGCCAGGCCGGGCAGAGGACAGGAGAGGCUCCAGAGAUCAGACUCCAGGCAGGGACGCCACACACCAGCCACCAGUUAACCUGCCAUCCCCAGGUUCCCUAGAUCAGCAGGAGGGGACAGAGAGCCUGAGAGAGGGAACCAGUGGUUUAGAUAGAGAGGACAGACCAGGACGUCCACGUAGGGAACCUGUCCAGGAUCUCCGCUUCAGCUCCACCGGGGACUUUGUAGGCUUUGUCAGCCCAGGCUCUCCUGCGGGUCGUCCUAGUCCAGGGAAGCAGAACCUGGAGCCUUGGGAUGGAACUCAGCCUACCAACAGGUACAGCGGUGGAGGGGUUGACUGCACGAUCAAAGAACUAUUGGUGCAAUCUAAUCCCAAAGAGUGGAAUGGCAGAGUAUUGACUAGAGUGAAUGGGGCUACACAGAACUGCAGGACUGAGAACAACCUGGUAGGAGAAAACCAAUGUGGACCCAUGUCAGGGACAACAACCAGAAAGACCUCGAGGGCUAAGAGUGUGAACAGGAUAGGAGACGUCAACCAACAGAAACACGAACACACGGGACGACCGCGGUCACACACUCUAGAUGAUGGACAUACACAGCAGGAUGAAAGCCAAUCAGAACUGGACACGCCCUGGGAUGUUAAAUCUACCCGGCGACAGAGAUCUAGGCUACGCAGUAGUUCUACUAAUAGCAGAACAGUGGAGGGGGGACUCCGUCACAACAGCAGAACAGUGGAGGGGGGACUCCGUCACAACAGCAGAACAGUGGAGGGGGGACUCCGUCACAACAGCAGAACAGAGGAGGGGGGACUCCGUCACAACAGCAGAACAGAGGAGGAGGGACUCCGUCACAACAGCAGAACAGAGGAGGAGGGACUCCGUCACAACAGCAGAACAGAGGAGGAGGGACUCCGUCACAACAGCAGAACAGAGGAGGGGGGACUCCGUCACAACAGCAGAACAGAGGAGGAGGGACUCCGUCACAACAGCAGAACAGAGGAGGGGGGACUCCGUCACAACAGCAGAACAGAGGAGGGGGGACUCCGUCACAACAGCAGAACAGAGGAGGGGGGACUCCGUCACAACAGCAGAACAGAGGAGGGGGGACUCCGUCACAACAGCAGAACAGAGGAGGAGGGACUCCGUCACAACAGCAGAACAGAGGAGGAGGGACUCCGUCACAACAGCAGAACAGUGGAGGGGGGACUCCGUCACAACAGCAGAACAGAGGAGGAGGGACUCCGUCACAACAGCAGAACAGAGGAGGAGGGACUCCGUCACAACAGCAGAACAGAGGAGGAGGGACUCCGUCACAACAGCAGAACAGAGGAGGAGGGACUCCGUCACAACAGCAGAACAGAGGAGGAGGGACUCCGUCACAACAGCACAUUGGCAGAGUGGUGAAGGGAAGCUCCAACAAGUCCACUGAAAAUCCCCCCCCCCCCACAAUGCCUUCUUUCUGUGAAACAACGUUGGAAAACUAAUGUCCUAGCUAGCAGUCUGAUAAUACAUGUUUAUUUAGUUAUUUAAUUAAUGGUGUGUGGACUGGAUUGGAUUUAGGGGCAAACAUGUAAAACCCAAGAUAAGAAAUGAAAUCUAUGAAAUGCAAAAUUAUAGAUUAAGGCUGGGCGGUAUACUGUAUUAUACUGUAUGGGUCAAUGAUGAAUAAGAUUUUCAAAAGUGAAAAAAAUAAAACAGGGAAAAAUAUGAUUUUUGAAACACUUUGUAUGUUCCCUAUGCAUAUUCAGGGUUUGUCGCCCAAAAAUGUGCACAUUUUAACUGUUCAAUUUACCUCCUAAAAAAAAAAUAUAUAUAAAUAAGGCUAUAAAUAUUUUCAACAAAUAAUAUUCUGACCAUUAAGUAUUCAACAUCAAAGAAGUAAAACAAUUACAGUAUAAUAGAUCUUCACUGGACGAUCCCUCAUUUUGAAUGACUGUUAACUACAACUUCGGUAAGACAAAUGAAAACCAUAUCAAAUUUAACAAAACAUUUAUUUUUCUCUUAUAGUCUGAGCUUCUCUGCAUUUCUGAUACAAAAUAAUGUUGUUUUUUUAACAUUAAAAACACUGGUUGAGCCAAA
Molecule: messenger RNA, 2518 nt
Organism: Salvelinus namaycush (lake trout)
Lineage: Eukaryota; Metazoa; Chordata; Actinopteri; Salmoniformes; Salmonidae
Exons: 2
Coding region: 104-1843 (579 amino acids)
Cellular component (GO): endomembrane system; endoplasmic reticulum
Molecular function (GO): ubiquitin protein ligase activity; zinc ion binding
Source: RefSeq, a predicted model, not a curated record